Molecule: messenger RNA, 831 nt
Organism: Pneumocystis murina B123
Lineage: Eukaryota; Fungi; Ascomycota; Pneumocystomycetes; Pneumocystales; Pneumocystaceae
Exons: 6
Coding region: 1-831 (276 amino acids)
Source: RefSeq, a predicted model, not a curated record
AUGUCAACACUAGUUCCUAUAAUUCUUCAUGGACCAACUAUGCUAUUAUUAAUGUUAUUAAGUAUCAUUUGUUCAUCCAUUAAUGAUUUGCGUCCCGUUCAAAUACAUCCACAUAUUAUUUCUCAAAAAUUCAGUGUUAUCCCUCUUUCUUUAACCAUUUUUAAGGAUAUGAUAGCUACUCGUGAAAAUAACUCUUAUACAAAUUUUGAAACAUCUUGGAAACCUUUAGAAAAUAUUACUUAUCGCUACAUUUUCAUCAUGGAAAAUUUUAAAUGUAUUCUUUUCUACUGUAUAUAUUUAUGGAUGUUAGGAACUGGCAUUUCCUUAAUAAACAGUUCUAUAAAUUUAUCACAAGUUCAUUCUUUUUAUGAUAUUUUGUCAGCUCUUUCAAGUCAUCUUAUCCGAACCGUAUUAAAAGCGACUAACAUUUUUCUUAAGCGCAUUGGACUUCUACUUAGAAAGCUUUCAGAUAUUUUAUUUCUUCUUAUUAUCCUUGAAAAUCCAUUUCUUUUUCAACGUAUUUAUAGAGAUGAAUCUAAUAAUAUUAUCAAACACACAUUUAGUUAUAUUAGUAGCCUAUCAAAUGAAAUUCAUCGCUAUAUUAUUAAUUGGCUUUAUAGCUAUGAUACAAAUAUUUUAUAUAAAAAGAUACAACUCUGUAAUAGCUUUAUUUUCAGAAGACUUUAUAAAUAUACGCAAAGGCUUUCUGCUAGAAUGAUAACUUUGCUGCUCACAUCUAAUAAUCAAAAAACUAGUUUUUUUCUUUCAGAAUUUUAUAAUACUAUGGUUGAUUAUAUUGAUUUAGUUGCAGAUUUUGAUACAUGGGAAUAA